AUGAGCCAAGAAAUUGACGCGUGUUGCAAUAAGGUCAUCCAGGCUGGCCUUAUCCAUGGCGCUAUCUUUUGUGCAAUUAAUGCUGCUGGAGAUUUUACAUACAGCAGAGCCCUCGCCCCGGAGCUCGCUGGCAAGGAAGUCAUCACUGGCCACUCAAAGUUCGCCGAUGGCCAAAAGCCGAUUAUGGAGCUACGAAGAGGGCCUAUCACACUCGAAAUGCUUCUUACCCAUAGCUCGGGUGUGGUGUUUGACGUACUAAACGAGCACAUUGGCCGUUGGCGUCGCACCUUUGCACCGCAAGACCCGAACUCUCAGCUUACAGUGGAAGAAACGUAUACUUACCCUCUUGGCUUCCAGCCUGAACAGGGCUGGAUGUGGGGGCCUGGCAUGGACUGGGCUGGUCGCAUUGUGGAAAAGCUAACGAGCCGGACACUUGGUGAUUUCGUGCAGGAGCGCAUUUUUACGCCGUUGGGUUUUAAAGAUGCAGAAUUCUACCCUGUCCGACGCCAAGACCUACAGCAGAGACAGGUAGAUUGCCACCCUGAAGAUCCAGAGGGGUAUGGGAAAGCAGCACUAGGCGGAGAAGGCAAUAAGGGCACCAAGGGGGACUUCGGUAGCCAGGGUUUGUUUAUGACGGCGCCGGAUUUUGUCAAGGUGCUGCGCUCCCUGCUAGUAAACGACGAGAAGCUGCUGAAGCGAGCGACUGUGGACGACAUGUUCAAAAACCACCUUAACACUAAAUCCGCCUCGGAACUCGACAGAACGCUAGCCGGCCCAUUAGGAGGCUUCUUCCGCCCAGAUCCUGAGAGCGAGUCCAGGACUGGCCAUGGCCUCGGAGGACUUGUGACGCUGGAGGAUAUUGAAAAUGGAUAUGGCGCGGGAACUUUGGCUUGGCCGGGGGGCAUGCCGGUUCUUUGGUUCAUUGACCGCAAAAAUGACCUAUGUGGAUUUGGUUCCGUGCAGGCCACUCUAGGCCCCGGCGGCACUUCAAGGGUGCCUAGUCUCAAGAUUGCGUUUCGCAAGGGCGUCUAUGCCGAAUAUGCUACUUGGAAAAAAUCGAAGGAAUGGGUAUAA
This is a messenger RNA of Akanthomyces muscarius, 1074 nucleotides long. RefSeq lists its product as uncharacterized. The transcript is spliced from 2 exons. The record is from RefSeq and is a predicted model, not a curated record. Lineage: Eukaryota; Fungi; Ascomycota; Sordariomycetes; Hypocreales; Cordycipitaceae. Bases 1 to 1074 code for a protein of 357 amino acids.